This is a messenger RNA of Dicentrarchus labrax (European seabass), 6305 nucleotides long. RefSeq names its product glycerophosphodiester phosphodiesterase domain containing 4a (gene gdpd4a). NCBI's taxonomy places the organism in Eukaryota, Metazoa, Chordata, Actinopteri, Moronidae. Gene Ontology annotation, molecular function: glycerophosphodiester phosphodiesterase activity. The transcript has 17 exons. The record is from RefSeq and is a predicted model, not a curated record. The annotation marks the transcript as partial. Gene Ontology annotation, biological process: lipid metabolic process. Gene Ontology annotation, cellular component: membrane.
UGCCGGGCUGUGGGUGAGUGUACGCCCGUGACCAGACUGAAGCUGGGGAAGCUAAAGGUGGUGCGGCGGCAGCUGCUGCAAAGGUAUGAACACCAGCCGUUUGUCUCCUGCCUGGCCGGCCUCUAUGGUUGCCAAUGGAGACGAUACCAGAGAGCCCGAGCGCAGCCAGGAGAGUGCUGCUGCAGCAAGGUGGAGUGUGGCAGUUUUGGCCUCCUGAUCCUCACCUUCUUCCUGAGUUUUUUAUUCCUCUAUUUCUGGUGUGAGGCUCAGAACGACUACAACGACUUCGACUGGUUUAACUUUGGGACUCUGGGUUUCUGGUUUCCCUGGUCGCUGGUCCUGCUGGUCGUUGCUGCAGCUCUCUUCACAUACAUCGCCCUGCUAUUGGUGCUGGCGGUGUGUCUGCUCUCUGAGGGUCAGAGACUGUACCUUCACUGGAGCCACAAGACCGGCAUCGUGGUGACAUUGGUGUUCUCCGUCACAGCCACCGCCAUCCUGUCUGAUCUCUGGAGCAAAGAAUGGAAGACUCUCCUUCUCUCCCUGCAGGUGACAGCGCCUUUCCUCCAUGUGGCUGCAGUCUCACUAAUGGCAAUUCUCUCAUGGCCAAUAGCGUUGCACUUCUUCCGCAUGAACAAGAGAGCGGGUAGAGUGAUGCUGAGUCAUGUCGGGGGUCUCUCCUGGCAAGAUAUAAUGCGUCAGGUGGCUGUCCUGGGUCUCUACUUGUCUGUGCUGUUCUCUCUCUACCUGGUUCCCCUGGGAAUGUACUCACCCUGCAUUAAAGAGGCAGGAACGCUGGGACCUGCCCCAGCACUCAUCGGUCACAGAGGAGCUCCGAUGCUGGCUCCAGAGAAUACUGUGAUGUCAUUUGAGAAGGCAGUGGAAGCUGGAGGAGAAGGACUGGAGACAGACGUCACUAUCAGUUAUGAUGGCGUUCCCUUCCUGAUGCACGACUCCACUCUGAGGAGAACCACUAACGUCGCAGAGGUUUUCCCAAACCGAACACACUUCGAUGCCUCCAUGUUCACCUGGGCCGAGCUGCAGCAGCUGAAUGCUGGCGACUGGUUUUUAUCGAGGGAUCCAUUUGGUACUGUGUCGUCCCUGUCUGAGGCAGACUGCUCCCAGGCCCAGAACCAGUCUAUUCCCUCACUGGCCCAGUUCCUGGAGGUAGCAGCCCGUAGCGGCAAACUGGUGCUGUUUGACCUGCACAGGCCACCGUAUGGACAUCCCUACAGUCAGUCAUACAUCAACACCACUCUGCAGGUGGUGCAGGCCCACAUCAACUCCUCACAGGUGCUGUGGCUGCCAUCCGAAGACAGGGAGCUGGUCCAGACUGUGGACCCAGAACUGCAGCAGACCUCUGGAGAAAAGGCUUCUAUUCAGGAACUGACAGAUGGCCAUAUCACCAGACUGAACCUGCACUACAGCACCAUGUCACAACAACAGAUUAGUAAGUACCAAACAGUAAACAUCAGUACCAACCUGUAUGUUAUCAGCCAGCCGUGGCUCUACACUCUGGCCUGGUGUGCCGGAGCUCAGUCCGUAACCACCAACUCCAUCCACAUCCUGUCCAACAUCAACAAGCCGCUCUUCCUCAUGACUCCAGAGGAAUAUAGUUUAAUGUGGAUUCUGACUGAUGCUGUGUCGGCCGUCCUCAUCAUUGCAGUUUUCAUAUUCCACUGGUGGAGAGAGAGAGGCCUGCCCUUCUGGUCCGGCAGCCGUCAGACUCACGAGAAUGGACCUUACAGCAAGUUCAGAACGGAGCUGAGCGACGUGUGGUCCAUCUCCAGCGUCAACGUCCGGCCUGACCUGCGGAGCACACCCAGUUCACCCAGUAAUCCUCACCUGCCCACCAUCACAGAGGAGUGACUGGGAGAGAGACAGAGGGAGUGGGAGAGAGUGGGUGGGAGAGAGAGAGACCGAGAGGAGGGAGAGAGAGAGAGAGAGAGAGAGAGAGAGAGAGAGAGGCAAGAUAAAGAAAGUACAGAAGUAUAGAAGAAGAUAAUGAGAGAUGGACAAGAGACAGAUUGUGACAACAAUCAAACUGGAUUAAAUAUAUUCUUAGUUAUUGUUUAUUAAAGGUUCAAAGACUAGAUGGGAUUUUAUCUAAUUUGACUUGAUAUGAGACGGCCUCAUACAGUAAACAAACAACUACUGAAAAAGGUUAGUGAAGAAGAAACAGACAUCACCCAUCAUUAAUCAAUGUAAGAAGCUGAUAAAGCUGAAAAAGGUGUUUUCUUUAAAUAAAAAAGAAAAGAUAAUGGAGUCUUUAAAUAAGAGAAGAAAAAGGAGCAGAUGUUCCAAAAUCACAAGACAAAAUAACCAAGGACGAACAGAGAAAACUGUUGAGGUAAAGUCACUGACAGCAAACUCUCUUGUCUUUUUCCACUUCCUCUCUCAUCUUCUCUCAGACUGUGGGCCAACUGCCCCCAGGAACUGAACUCUAAACCAAACCUCAUUCAUUGAUCUGCCAUCAGGGACGGAGCAGAGAGACUCUGGACACGAGCCCAGGAGCAGCAGUGUGCAUUUCCAUGCUAUAAUCUCAUAGAUGCCAUUAAAACGCCUGGGCAGUGAGGACAGUUGAACACUGGCCCGGAGGCUGACAUGCUUGACAACAUUUUCAUCUCUGGUCAUUCAACGCCACCAGCUGAGCUCAACAACGCAAGACGUCAAACUAAACCUCACAAAAGAAACAAGAAAACAACAGCUAUAUAGUGCUGUAGCAAUACAGCCGACUUUCACUAUUCCCGUCUCGUGUUUCUAGUUGAUAAAAACCAAAUGUUUGUCAGAGGAAGAGCGGCAGAGUGGAUGUGAAGCUUUGUUAAUGCUCUGUCUUUAGAGCUUCUUCAGAGACGUGUGGACGAUGAUAAAACGGACUCUGAGAAUCUUCUGCAGGAGCUAUACUUUUUCAUUUUCAGCUGUACAGAUAUCAGGUGCAUUAGACCAAACCUUAAACCAUGUCUUAAAUUUGAAUCUGUGUGUGUCUGAAUUGUUGGCUGUGGUGUAUGAACUGUACACUUUUGGACUGAUGGAAUGAAUGUAAAGGCUUGAGAAGGUACUGUUAGUUGCUAAUUAUGUUUUGUACUAAAGUGAAUGUAUUAUCAAGUGUUUCUCAAAAGCAUAUGAGGAAUGUUUUGGCUGGGAGUCAAUUCAAUUUGGCUACAGGUUUGUGCCAAAUGCAGUAUCAGCUGCUCUAAAUAAAGAUAAAGAUGCUUUUGAGAAACCAGUCCUCUUACUCUUUUUACGAGGCCGUGAAUUAAAAAAGUCUGCUUUCUCCUGAAAUUUACGCACACCGUACUUUCUGGAAAAAUGACUAUAUAGUUCAUCUGUCUCCUAACUUAAAGUGACUCUAGAUCUGAAAUCCAGUUUCAACUUUUCAGGUGUGAAAUCCUAAGGUUAGGGGCCAGUUUGCUGGACAGUGUUGGAGAUGAACCAGGGCGCGCUGCAGUAAGUGCCAUUAAAAAAAGACUACUUUAUGGCUUUGUUUUCACUGUUUAGAGUCAGAAUCACUUUAUUCAUCCAGCUAUUGAUUUAGAUAGCUGGAAGCUAUUUGAAUGCACGUCCUUGCAGGUAUCUAUUGCAAGGAAUCAGUGUAACAUGGUUCCAGGUGGGCUGCUCAUCACAUUUAACCUGCAGACGGAAUCCAUGUUGAUGUGAUUUUACACAACUAGACGUCCAUUUAGUGUUUACUCUCCCGUUCCGCUGGAUUUUGGCCUUUUGAAGUUAAGGACUUUGUUUGAUUUUGGCUGUGGGUCUCAAGUAGACUUGAGGUUAAACUGUCAUUGUUUUCAGCUGCUUUUCCACCUCGUGGUACGGCUACUCUACUCUCCUUUUUGGUUUUCCAUUAUGUAUAGUACCUGCUGCUUUUUUUGGUGCCACCUCGGUCGAGGCUCCAUGUGAGCUGAGUUGAUGCUAAAAGAUGACCUGAAAACACUGCAGACCACUGAUUGGUAGUGCAACAUACUGCACAAACCCCACAUUGUUAAACAGCCAAUCAUCCAUCCAAUAGUGACCCCAAUUUUAUUUUAUUUAUUCUAAAAUGGCAGCCUGCAAAAACCAGAGCUGACAUAUCAAAAAUAUACCAUCUCUUCAUAUCCGAUGUUAUAAGAGUAGCAGCUGCUUUUUGUGUGUAGUUAGUAUGUGGUGAGUGAAAGAGAGAGAGAGCAGUAAAUGUGAGCAGUGCAGAGGAAAAGUGAUCAAUCUGGCAGUAAAUGUACAUUGAAGGUUUGUCAGUCCGUUUUCCCAACUGUGUCCCCAUAUGGCGAUCAGCUCCGCCUACGGCGAGGAGGUACUGUCCAAGGCACUAUCUUCAGUGGAAAACAAAGUAAAGGUACCAGAAGCAAGUUGAGGAGAGUCAAGUCGUACCAUGGAGUGGAAAUACAGCUUUGGUGUGUCCUGUACCAGGCUUCAGUCUGGACUCCCUCAGGGCUGAUUGUGGUCUGUCUGACUGAGGUGGUGCUGACACAUGUCUGAAGACGGAUAAAUGUUUGGCUGUAAUCAGAAGUUUUGUUUGCAACGUGAGACUUCUGGAUGAGAUUGUGCUCAAUGCUUUCCUUCGUCCUGAAGUCAAAAUUAAACAUUGCUUAUGCGAUCUAGAUUUAAAGUGCAGAGUCACAUGACUAAGACUGCAAACGCAACAAAGUAACUUAAUGUACUGUAUUGUAUUGUAAUAUGAAAAGUGGCUUGCACUUAGUUUAACUGUAUUUGUGUUCCUGUUGAGAAUAUAGUAGCUGAUGUGUUAUCAAUCACUGCACAGCCAUAUUUAUUCUAUUGAAUAUGAUGUUUUUCACCGUAAGGCCGUCCAUUUUAAGUGAGUCUGGUCACAAUGCACCGCUUUGUUGGACUUCCUUUGGAAAUGCGUUGCAUUUCGAGCCUUGCGCGUGUUGGAUUUAUCCAACUUUUGUUUUAUAGAUGCUUUCUUAAAGCCAAAGUCUAUGCUAUCUUGCUAGAGUCAGACUCUUAGCUCGUGUUGACUGAAGUGGUGUCUGUGAAGAGAUUUCAAUAUCCUAACAUCCACAGAAACGUGCAGCACUCCAGAGGUCAAAGACACCUGAUUCUAAUGAAAGCUUCAUAGCAGGUUUAUCGACACGAGGUGAUUCUUUUGCUCUUUGCUGUUUUGUCCUCUGAAGUGCUGCCCUGUAUUUUGACUUCAAAUGUACAAUUACAAUACAGACAUUGCUGAUAGACAGGAUCAGUUGACCUGUUUCCUCUUAUGAAUUCAGAGAAAUUCCACAAACCACUGCAGUAUUAUCCACUUCUCCACUAUCCAGCGGUACUUAGUGUGUUCCAAAUCUGGCUAAAUUGUGGGUGAAGCUCAAUAUAACAUGGAAGAUGUGUUUUACUUAUAUGACAAAACAAUGACAGUUUGGCACAUACUGAGCAUGAAGAUGAACUGAACAACCUAACACACACAUUUGUUUGGUACCUGCAACUCAACCAAGCAGGAAACAUCUUCUGGCACCCUGAGAACACCUUUUUGCUAUUAAAUCUCUAUAUUUAGGACAAAGUUAAGUUAUGGCUGUAUUUCGUUGUUUUCACAUGGAGGCGACCAUUGCAUGCUGCUCUGCACGUUAUUUCAAGCUUAAAUUAGUGCGGUCAAACCAUAAAGAAGAUGUAAAAGACCAAAAUUGGUAGUACAUGGAAGAAAUGGAAUAACACCAAAUACACAUUGUCAGACCAACAGACUCCCACUGGAGGCAAACAACUUCUCAUUGUUCAGUCUCAGUCACUCCAGACUGGUGAAUAAAAUCACAAAUACUGCAAGAUUUUCUUGGCAAAACUGAAAACAAAGUCAUCACAAACCCAGUCAUCACCACCUGCUUUGCUGUCUUGAUGCAAGCGUGCGCUGUAGAUAUAAAUUAUUUUUUUACAGUUCGGUAUGUUUGAGGUCAGUGUCCGUGAAAUGGAAUUAUAAAGUAGAAUUUUCCAUAUCAACGCUGUGUUUUAGAUUUGGCUCCCUCAGUGGCAUGAUUCAGAACUCAUGGUUUGAUAAUGGAAGGGAGGCUAGCCCUGACUGGAAGCUGUGGUCCUGUUUAACACCUGCAUGCCAUGCGGCUUGUACAUUGAGACAUUGGCUGUUGUCCCGCUUGUGCUUUAAAGGUCCAGUGUGUAACAUUUAGUAGGAUCUAUUGGUAAAAAUAUAAUAUUCAUAGGUAUGUUUUCAUUAGUGUAUAAUGUUGAGGAAUUUCUGUAUUUCAAAAACUCAUUCCUCGCGCAUUCGUUUUAAUGAAGCAAUAGGAGAAGAUUUAGUUUACUCAAUAAUCAGCUUUAUUCUUAACACCAGUAUAUUGUACAAAAGUAACAGAGCU